Messenger RNA from Cryptomeria japonica (Japanese cedar), 1226 nucleotides. RefSeq lists its product as uncharacterized. The transcript has 6 exons. Bases 235 to 774 code for a protein of 179 amino acids. Lineage: Eukaryota; Viridiplantae; Streptophyta; Pinopsida; Cupressales; Cupressaceae. The record is from RefSeq and is a predicted model, not a curated record.
CUCCAAACAACGCAGCAAACGGCAAUGCAAUUGUUUCUGAAGUCCGUGACCCGUACAAAUACAUUCUAGUGAUCGUUUUUCCUGCACAUAUAGUUUUAUAAAAGCAAGCGGUUCAGUGAUUUUACUUGUGCGGAUCUGUGGAUGAUUAAUUAUAAUUUUCCACAUCGCCAGUGAGAUUUAUUUCGUUGAUUGGUUUUUCUGUUAUCUGUGGGUAUAUUUUUCUUACUAAGCAAGAUGAGUCUGAACAAUAAUGCGAAUACGCCCGUAAUGCCCAGUGCACAGGCCUCUUCUAAACAAACCCAAGCAAUGGCCAAGCCCAUCGAUAGCCGCGCUGUGUCACGAAGAUUGCAGUCCGAGCUAAUGGCGUUGAUGAUGAGUGGUGAUCCUGGAAUUUCAGCAUUCCCAGAGGCAGAUAACAUGUUCUCCUGGGUUGGUACGAUAAAUGGUGGAAAAAAUACUGUUUACGAGGGACUGGUAUAUAAACUUUCUUUGCGUUUCCCAACAGAGUAUCCAUUCAAGCCUCCUCAAGUGAAAUUUGAGACAGAUUGCUACCAUCCAAAUAUUGACCAGCUUGGAAACAUCUGCCUUGAUAUUCUUCAGGAUAAAUGGUCAUCAGCAUAUGACGUUCGAACUGUGCUUUUGUCUAUUCAGAGCCUUUUGGGAGAGCCAAAUAAUGACUCCCCGUUGAAUAGUCAGGCAGCAUUACUAUGGAGCAAUCAAGAAGAAUUUAAGAAGAAUGUGCUAAAGCAUUAUAAGGAUGCUGGUGGUCAAUAAUUUCUGAUUCCAGCAUGAUGCCAUCAAUUUAACAAAUUAUUCUUUUUGUAUGAUGCCAUCAAUUGUUUGAAGAUGUUAUCUGGGUCAUUUUUUCAUGGAACUUAUAAUAGCCUGGAAGCUGCAAAUGGGAGCAUAUAUGUGAAAAAUUUCAGAGAAUCUUAUAAAGAAAUCAAGCAAAAUCUGUGAAAGAUAUGUUUGAUCGCUUGACUUGUGAACAUGUUUAAACAGAUAGAUGGAACUGCACACAAGAUCAAACUGAUUCGGUAGCAGGAUCUCCCUCUGCAUGGACAAUGGUGGCAUUAUAUAAUAUAUAUUCAUAGGGUUUCAUCUUUCUAGUAAUAUAUGUUCAUAGGAAAUGUGGCACCAUUGAUAGAUAUUUAAUAUUGCUUUUUUUUGUUGGAAGCAUUUUGAACAUUUGAUUAUUGAAUAUAAAAGUCAAGCUUUUUUUGAGA